UGAAGGGAUUCUUGCAGUAGCCGAAGAGCCUGGACCCGGGCAGAGAAGGUGCUGGAGACCUUCUUUCCCUACCCUGCAGAAUCCUAAAAGCAGCCUCACAGUGCACAGCGAAUGUUACCUCUGCUGGGCAGCCCUUGCUGACAUCCACCGCUGCCAAUCAGGUCAUGCCUUCCUGGAGGACGGGGCGGUGCAGGGCCUGGCAUUCAGUGGUCAGUCGAGUGCCUACCACCAGCUGACCCUGAUCCCACCCCUGCCCCUCCGUGCCUCCAGACUCUCUAUCUCUUCCCCCUCUGCCUUGAGCUGCCAACAGUUUUCUGUCUUUUCUUUGAGAAUAAAUUUAUUGUUUUCAUUAUAAAAGCAACUGAACGGCGUCACGGAGAAUCUGGAAAUCAGAGAAACAAAGACAAAAACCAGAUCAGCUCCAGCCACCUCUCCCAGCCCUCCCUCUGGGUGUGGUUCCCUGCAGCUUGCUUUUUCUGACGCAGGUUUUUAUUUUUGCCUCCUUGUAAUCAUAGUGUCCGGACCAUUUUGGGUCCUGCUCUCUCCCAUUUGCUUUGUUGGGAGCUCGUUCCUCUGUGGCCAUGGGGUCUGGGCAGAUCGCAGUUUUUGAUGCCUGUGGGAUGGUUUGGGGAUGGGGGUGGGACAGGGUUGUUUAACCGCACCCUGCUGUCCUGCAGCGGGCAAGGCUAGUCACAUGCCACCCUGGGCUGCCUGUCUGCAUUGUGUCUGUUUGUCUGUACCUGGACCACCCCAGCCACCUGGUGUACCCCUUCUUCAGUGCCCCUUUAUGGAGCUUACAAGGCUGGCCUCAGGGGCCACCUUCCUGGGACACGGUCGUGGACAGAUCUGGUUUUAAAUCUAGACUUGGCUCUGCGACCUCAGGCAAGUUACUUAACCUCUCUGGACUUCAGUUUCCUCAUCUGUAUCAUGGGUCUAUUGCCCCAGUAAAAUAAUGCCCCAGUAAAAAUGCCCUGACACAGUUCCUGGCCCACCGUAAGUGCUCAAGAAAAGGUAGUCAAUAUUAUUGUGUUUUUUCAUUCCACAAAGAGUUUCUGAGACCACUCUGGGCUAGGUGCUGGAAUGGCAAAGAUGAAUGAGCACUAGUUAUACCUGUGAAGAGCUCGUGGUCUGGCAGGGAAGUCACCCAGGGAAACAGAUAAGCAUACCAAUCGGCGCUGGAGUGCUGGACCAGACCUGGGUGGUGUCCUAACUCCAUUACUUGCUAGCUGUGUGACUUUGGGGAGGUUGGUCAACCUCUCUGAGCUGCAGUUUCCUCUUCUGUUAAAUGCACAUCUCACAGGAUCAUUGGGAAGAUUCAGUGCCAUGAUGCAUAUGACACACUCAGCACAGUGCCUGGCACGUAGUAGGUGUUGAAAUCAAUAGUAGCUGCCAUUUUAUUAUUAUUGUUAUUGUUAUUGUUAUUCCCAUAUACAAGGUGCUGUUGGGAACACAGAGGAAGUGACUGACUGGGGGUUCAGGGAAAGCUCCGUAGAAGAGGGAACACUUGAGCUGGGUCUUGAAGGAUGAGUAGAAGUUCACCAAGUGGGAAAGGACACUCUAGGUCCCUGGCUCUGGGCUGCUCAUCCCUUACUUGAGGGGCAGGAGCAAGUGCUUUGCCCAAGAUCACACAGCCGGAUGGCCGAGCCUCGAUUUAACAACCCCUACUUCUGGCCCCCUCCUCCCACCAUGCCCAGCCAGCUGGACAACCUGGUCCUGAUUAACAAGAUCAAGGAGCAGCUGAUGGCGGAGAAGAUCCGGCCGCCUCACCUGCCGCCCACGUCGGCUUCGUCGCAGCAGCCGCUGCUGGUGCCGCCGGCGCCGGCCGAGAGCAGCCAAGCCGUCAUGUCGCUGCCCAAGCUGCAGCAGGUGCCGGGGCUGCACCCGCAGGCCGUGCCGCAGCCCGACGUGGCGCUGCACGCGCGGCCGGCCACCAGCACCGUCACAGGUCUGGGGCUCUCCUCCCGGACCCCGGCUGUGAGCACGUCCGAGUCGAGUGCAGGCACGGGGACCAGCACCCCGUCCACGCCUACCACCACCAGCCAGAGCCGCCUCAUCGCCUCGUCCCCCACCCUCAUCUCAGGGAUCACUAGCCCCCCCCUCCUGGACUCCAUCAAGACAAUCCAGGGCCAUGGCCUGCUUGGCCCCCCCAAGUCCGAGCGCGGCCGCAAAAAGAUCAAGGCGGAGAACCCAGGGGGGCCGCCCGUCCUCGUAGUCCCCUACCCUAUCCUGGCCUCGGGCGAGACUGCCAAGGAGGGCAAGACAUACAGGUGUAAGGUGUGCCCGCUGACCUUUUUCACCAAGUCUGAGAUGCAAAUUCACUCCAAGUCACACACCGAGGCCAAGCCCCACAAGUGCCCGCACUGCUCCAAGUCCUUUGCCAACGCCUCCUACCUGGCCCAGCACCUGCGCAUCCACCUGGGCGUCAAGCCCUACCACUGCUCCUACUGUGAUAAGUCCUUCCGACAGCUCUCCCACCUCCAGCAGCACACCAGAAUCCACACAGGCGACAGACCCUACAAGUGCCCACAUCCUGGCUGCGAAAAGGCUUUCACUCAGCUCUCCAACCUCCAGUCUCACCAGCGCCAGCACAACAAGGACAAGCCCUACAAGUGUCCCAACUGCUACCGGGCCUACUCGGACUCCGCGUCCCUGCAGAUCCACCUCUCCGCCCACGCCAUCAAGCACGCCAAGGCCUACUGCUGCAGCAUGUGCGGGCGGGCCUACACCUCGGAGACCUACCUGAUGAAGCACAUGUCCAAACACACGGUGGUGGAGCACCUGGUGAGCCAUCACUCGCCCCAGAGGACGGAGUCCCCCGGCAUCCCGGUGCGAAUUUCCCUCAUCUGAGCCGACCCAAGGCGCCGCCCCACCCUGCCCACUGGCAGACACAGACCCAGGCAGCACCAGGCCCCAGCUUCCUCCAGGGGCCCUCCAGGAACAGCCGAGCUCUCUCAUGACCUUCCUGACCUUCCAGAAAGCCUGGGCUGCAGAAGCCCUGCCCGGUCCAGCUCCGGGGGCGGCCAGGCCAACUGCAAGAUUCUGGACUGUUUUGGUGGCAUCCAAAGACGAUCUCAGAGCACUUUGAACCUCUCUGUUGGGUUUCUUUUUGUUCCCCACCCUCCACUUGCUUCACUGUUUUUGUUUUUAAGUUUGUUUUGGAAAUAACAAAAAAGAUAUUUAUUGGCCAAGAAGUUGGUGCUGCUAAGACCGAGAAAUGAAAAGAAUCGGACAGAUGGACACAGAGAACCAGAGGGCAGCGUGGGACCUUCUCUUGCCACAGCCUCAGGUCUUGAGGGAAGGCUCAGGCCUGGGUUUCUGGACUGCAAAGGGGACCCCCCCCCCAGGUGGGAGGGGACAGGAAGCAUCUGGAGUGAGCCACUCACCCCUAGGUGCCCAGCUCCAACCUCUCGGGCUACACCCUGGGCAUUACUGAGCAGAGGGAUGAGGCAGCUCCUGGGGCUGCCCGGGCUUCAGGAGGCAAAACAGGAGAGGGGCUGGGAGAUCCGCAGGACCAAAGGGUGCAGCGUUGGGCUGGGCUGGGCACAGGCCCAGGGAAAUGGGGUGAGGGUGGGCUGGGUAAGACCUGGCCCUCCACUGCCCUGAAGACCACCCCAGUCUACCUCGGUGCUGGCCAGGAAACCUAUUGGCUACCUCUCCCACCAUCCCAGACUGUGGGCAGGGGGGUGGGGAGGGAGUGGGCCUAGGCUUAGGACCCCCCCCUCCAGAAUUUCCUCCAGAUGGGGCAGUGCCCAGGGAGGGGUUAUGUGUCUUCCCUGUCAUGAAGGGGGGAAUCCCCAGUCCAGGCCCUAGGCCCCUCGGCAGGGAAGGGAUCCUCGGGGAGGAGGGUCCCAGGAGCAGACCCUGCCCUCAGCCCCCACAGACACACCCCGAUCUGAAAGCCAUGCGUGUCCAUGUAUAUAGGAACUAUGUACAGAGCCCGGAGAAGCCCCCCUUCAUCCCCCGGGGAAAAAAAAAAAAAAACUAGACAGAAACUCAUCUAUAUAUUCUGUAUCUGGAGUUCCGUUUUGAAUAUUAACUGUGUUAUUUUUAUACACUUUUUAAGCCUUAACUCGCCAUUGAUUUACCAGUUUAACGUUUCCUGGGGUUUUUUUUCCCAUGGGGUUCUCUGCCCCAGCCCCCACCCCUUUGUUUGACUUGCGUCGUCGGAUACUCAGUAUUGUAGCUUUUUGUCCGCAUGUUACUACCCUGUAAAUACGCUGUUAUACAUACUGUUAACACCCCAUUUGCUUUUUUCUAUGGGACCUCCAGGCCACCAUAUCUAGAACUAGUUACCUUAUUAAAAAAGAGAAAACAGUCUGUCGGCUUCUCAGUCUGCAUCUUGGUGGCAGGGAGGUGAGGGCAGGUGCCCCUCAAUGCUUCAGGAAACAGGUUUGCAUUCUAUUUAAGAGAAGGGGUGGGGAGCAAAAUAAAAAUCCAGUGUGGGGGAAGACACUACAUGGGGCGAGAGACCAAGAAUCCCAAACCCUCUGCUCUUUGUAUUUCUCUGUUGUGAAGAAUAAACUGUACCUGCACCUGG
This is a messenger RNA of Felis catus (domestic cat), 4537 nucleotides long. It is a transcript of the gene ZNF362, whose product is annotated as zinc finger protein 362. The coding region runs from base 1636 to 2847 and encodes 403 amino acids. NCBI's taxonomy places the organism in Eukaryota, Metazoa, Chordata, Mammalia, Carnivora, Felidae. Gene Ontology annotation, biological process: central nervous system development; regulation of transcription by RNA polymerase II. Gene Ontology annotation, cellular component: nucleus. The transcript has 9 exons. The record is from RefSeq and is a predicted model, not a curated record. Gene Ontology annotation, molecular function: DNA-binding transcription factor activity, RNA polymerase II-specific; RNA polymerase II cis-regulatory region sequence-specific DNA binding.